AACUAAUUGUUGACUAUGAGAACUUACGGUGAUAGACCAACACCUCAAUUGGAUGAAAAGGACGGGUAUUAUUAUAUUGGAUCAGAGGUUGGUAAUUAUUUACGUAUGUUCAGAGGAUCUCUUUAUAAAAAGUAUCCUUGCUUAUGGCGUCGUUUGGUUACUGUUGAUGAAAGGAAAAAACUUGCUGCUUUAGGUUUGGGUCCCCACAGUUUGGCUACAAAUAUCACUCUUCUGAAAGCAAGUGAAGUUGAUGAAAUCUUCCAUGGUCGAGAUGAAAAAUAUAAGGCCAUCUCUAUUUCUAGUGAACCUCAAACCCAAAGAGAGACUAAAUCGAAGAGAGCAAAUUGGGUCCAUGCAUCAUUACCAAAUAGUAGUCAUCAUCUUGAUGCUGUUCCAUGUUCUACUCCAGUCAGUCGAAAUCGUCUUUCUGGUAAAAAGGUUCGAACUUUUCCUUUGGCAUUCGAUGAUUUAGACUCUGCUAUCAUCCAUGAGAAUGCUAAGCAACCCGAUGUUCUUGUCCCUAUUCGUCUUGAUAUGGAAAUUGAUGGAUACAAAUUAAGAGAUACAUUUACGUGGAAUAAAAAUGAACAAUUAAUUACUCCCGAAUUAUUUGCUGAAGUACUUUGCGAUGAUUUAGAUCUUCCGACUGCAGCGUUUGUCCCAGCCAUUGCUCAGUCAAUUCGACAACAAAUUGAAUCUUUUCAAACGGACACUCUUCUUGAAGAACAAACUGACCAAAGAGUCGUUCUUAAGUUAAAUAUUCACGUUGGUAACAUUUCUCUGGUCGAUCAAUUUGAAUGGGAUAUGUCACAGAAAGAAAAUAGUCCCGAACAAUUUGCUUUGAGACUUUGUUCAGAACUUGGUCUUGGUGGUGAAUUUGUCACCUCAAUCGCCUACAGUAUAAGAGGACAAUUAUCAUGGCAUCAAAGGACAUACGCUUUCAGCGAAUCUCCACUGGCCACAGUAGAAGUACCUUUCCGAAAUCAAGCCGAAUCUGACCAAUGGUGUCCAUUCCUUGAAACCUUGACCGAUGCAGAGAUGGAGAAAAAGAUUCGAGAUCAAGACAGAAACACAAGACGAAUGCGAAGAUUAGCCAACACCGCUUGGUAAAACUGGCCCCUCAUCUCUAGGUCACUUCUAGUGGUCAUUAUAAAAUGUUCAUCUUCACCAUCGUCUCAAUAUCGUCAUCCAAACGAAAAAAAAAUUAUUCAGCUGGACACAAUCAAGAUCUUAAUCAGCUAUAAAAUUGCAAUGUCUCUUUUUUUAUUUAAAUCUUAAAUCAUCAAUUUGCUGUUUCACAAAUUCUCAAACAAAUUUAAUUUAUCACAAUUAAGUGUUAACCUUUCACAAAGCAAAAAAAAAAUCUCCAAAAGUUUCCAAGUCAUAACAAGUUACCUUAGGCUUGAAACAAACUGUAAUCAAUCACAACUAAAUAUACCUUAAUUAACACCAAUUAACCACUUAUACAUACACUAACUUAACGAAACAAUUUAACAUAACCUAAAAUGUUAAUUAGCGAAAAAAACAUUUUGAUUUAA
This is a messenger RNA of Panonychus citri (citrus red mite), 1538 nucleotides long. Its product is annotated as SWI/SNF-related matrix-associated actin-dependent regulator of chromatin subfamily B member 1-like. Gene Ontology annotation, biological process: regulation of transcription by RNA polymerase II; chromatin remodeling. Gene Ontology annotation, cellular component: nucleus; nuclear chromosome. The record is from RefSeq and is a predicted model, not a curated record. Lineage: Eukaryota; Metazoa; Arthropoda; Arachnida; Trombidiformes; Tetranychidae. Gene Ontology annotation, molecular function: transcription coregulator activity.